Messenger RNA from Labrus mixtus (cuckoo wrasse), 1966 nucleotides. It is a transcript of the gene frzb, whose product is annotated as frizzled related protein. Gene Ontology annotation, molecular function: Wnt-protein binding. The record is from RefSeq and is a predicted model, not a curated record. The coding region runs from base 131 to 1075 and encodes 314 amino acids. Gene Ontology annotation, cellular component: cytoplasm. Lineage: Eukaryota; Metazoa; Chordata; Actinopteri; Labriformes; Labridae. Gene Ontology annotation, biological process: canonical Wnt signaling pathway; non-canonical Wnt signaling pathway. The transcript has 8 exons.
GGAGGUGAAAGUGUGAAUAAGAAAGCAGCUCCUCCUCGAGCUGAACUGCAAGACCGGACAGCAGCAGCAGGAGCAGAGAGGUACCAGUCCGCCGGAGAAACACGUCCUGUUUGGAUCUAACUCCUGCGUCAUGUUCUCCCCGGGGCUCUGCGUGUCUUUGCUGGUCGUGUCCUGCGCUCUGUGCCCGGCUCCGGUCCGGGCGGCGUCCUGUGAGUCGGUCCGGAUCCCGCUGUGCCGGUCCAUGCCGUGGAACAUGACCAAGAUGCCGAACCACCUCCACCACAGCACGCAGGACAACGCGGUGCUGGCCAUCGAGCAGUUUGAAGGGCUGCUGGGUACAGGCUGCAGUCCGGACCUGCUGUUCUUCCUGUGUGCGAUGUACGCUCCAAUCUGCACCAUCGACUUCCAGCACGAGCCCAUCAAACCCUGCAAGGCGGUGUGCGAGCGGGCCAAGUACGGCUGCGAGCCGGUGAUGAAGCGUUAUAACCACAGCUGGCCCGACAGCCUGGCCUGCAGCGAGCUGCCGCUGUACGACCGCGGGGUCUGCAUCUCACCUGAGGCCAUCGUCAAGGCAGAGGGACCAGAUCCAUACUACCAGGAUCCAGCCAGGUGUAACCCAGAAUCCAGUCCAGACUUUCCAAUGGACUCCAACAACCUCCACUGCAGAGGACCAAAUGGAGAUCGCUGCAGAUGUAAGACCGUCAAAAUGGGUUUGAAAACCUACCUGAAGAACAACUACAACUAUGUGAUCAGAGCGAGGGUGAGGGAGGUGAGGAACCGCGGUCUGGAGCCCACAGCAGUGGUGGAGGUGAAGGAGGUGCUUAAAUCCUCUCUGGUCAACAUUCCCAAAGAGACACAGACACUGUACUACUCGUCCUCCUGUCUGUGUCCUCCUCUGACUCCUGGGGAGGACUACCUCAUCAUGGGCUACGAGAAUGAAGAGACGUCCAGGUUGCUCCUGAUUGACAGCUCCAUUGCUCAGAGGUGGAAGGAAAAAAUGGGCCGGAAGGUCAAGAGAUGGGAUCAGAUCCUGCAGGGGAAAGGACGAGCAACUCAACGCCGGAAUCGCCACUAAGAUCAGAGUGUGUAUGUGAAUGGGCAUGAUUUGUGUGUGUGCCUGUGUGUGUGUGCGUGUGUGUGCGUAUGCGUGUGUGUCUAGAUAUUGCACUUUUACAGGAUGUUGUAGUUGAAUGUAGUUCAUCUCUUCAUCAGUCAGACUGUUUGGAGUCUGAUUUUUGUCUUUUAUUUUCUUUGCACAAACAUUAUUUAGUGUGCGUUCAGAGAGAGUGUGUGUGUGUUUGAGUACGUGUUUGAGUGUGUAAGAGAGGAUUAGUGUGUGUAAACACCUAAAGCACUCAAAUAUGACCAGAGAGGGGGCGGAGCUUCAAAGCUGUAGUACUAAACAUACGCACAGCCUUUAUAGUAUGUACACGACACUUUUUUAUAUUUCUGGAAACAAAUGUCUUUUCGGCGGCGGCCAUGUUGGCCGUCACAACCUGCAAUAAUCCUGGAUGUUGGCCAUGUUACCAUGGCGAUGUGAUGAAGGACAUAUUGGACUUUGAUGGAUCUGUAGCCAUCACCUUAACUUUGCAGAAGUGUGCGAAACAGAAGAGAGUAAUACUCACGCUUACUUCAGACAGCAACACAAGCAACAAGAGCAAAUAGAGCAACAAUAUCAACUGUAGCCAUGGGCAACGAGAGCAACAACAACAAAUGGAGCAUCAGCAGCUUCUUCAGCGUCCAAGGCUCCAAUGAAGGCGUCACAACAGAAAAAGACAAAUGUGUGUGUAAGAAAAUGAUUUGUGGUUUUUUGCUUUUUGUUUAAACAAAUCUUCUACUUGUAGCUUUCAUCUGUUGUCAUUUGUCAUUUUUUUUGGGCAUGUUUAUGUUUCAUUUGGUGUUUUGUUUUCUUGUCAACUGAGGAGAAGAGCAAGAAUGAAAUGAUAAAACCCAACUUUUAAACACA